AUCAGUCCAAGGACAUUACUCUGGAGGCGAAGAGCCUGGGACUCGGGCAGCGAUCGGCGAGGACUGCGCCUGCCUCCUGCCCGCUGGCGGCGAGCGGCUGCGUGUCCCAGCUCUGCCCGGCCGGAGACCGGCGCUGAGGGAGCCUCUCGGCCCCGCGGGUCUGCACUCUGGGGAGAGGGGUGCCCGGGACAAGACUGGCAAACUCCGCCCUCCACUUAGUAUUUUGCUUAUUUUUCUUUGUGCGCGCUGGUUAGUUAGUUAAACCAGAUCUGGUCCCAGAGUCUUUUCUCCUCCCUUCUCCUCCCCCUCCUCCCCCUCCCCCUCCUGUCCCUUCGACUUCCCCUCCUCCCUGUCCCUCUGCAGGAGACUCUCACAAGCAACGGAAAGUUGCAGCCCUCGGUACCGCCUGGGGGGGGCCCCUCCGGCCGCGUCCUACCGCCGCCAACCGUCCCCGACGACGGCAGUUGGAAGAUCUCCGCUUGAGCCCUAACGCCCGCUUGCCGCAACCGGAUCGCCAGUGCUCAACGCCCCACCCAUGACGAUGCUCCUGGACGGAGGCCCGCAGUUCCCCGGGCUGGGAGUGGGCAGCUUCGGCGCGCCGCGCCACCACGAGAUGCCCAACCGCGAGGCGGCGGGCAUGGGGUUGAAUCCCUUCGGGGACUCGCCCCACGCCGCCGCCGCCGCCGCCGCCGCCGCCGCUGCCGCCUUCAAGCUGAGCCCUGCCGCGGCUCAUGAUCUGUCUUCGGGCCAGAGCUCCGCGUUUACGCCUCAGGGUUCGGGUUAUGCCAACGCCCUGGGCCAUCACCACCACCACCAUCACCACCACCACCACGCCGGCCAGGUGCCCAGCUACGGCGGGGCCGCCUCCGCCGCCUUCAACUCCACGCGUGACUUUCUGUUCCGCCAGCGCGGCUCGGGGCUUGGCGAGGCGGCCACGGGAGGAGGGCAGCACGGGCUCUUCGCCAGCUCGGCCGGCAGCCUGCACGCGCCCACGGGCAUCCCCGAGCCCCCCGGCUACCUGCUCUUUCCCGGGCUGCAUGAGCAGGGCGCCGGGCACCCGUCGCCCACGGGGCACGUGGACAACAGCCAGGUCCACCUGGGCUUGCGCGGGGAGCUGUUCGGCCGCGCGGACCCCUACCGUCCGGUGGCCAGCCCGCGCACGGACCCCUACGCGGCGGGCGCGCAGUUCCCGAACUACAGUCCCAUGAACAUGAACAUGGGCGUGAACGUGGCGGCCCACCACGGGCCUGGCGCCUUUUUCCGUUACAUGCGACAGCCCAUCAAGCAGGAGCUGUCGUGCAAGUGGAUCGACGAGACUCAACUGAGCCGGCCUAAGAAGAGUUGCGACCGGACCUUCAGCACUAUGCACGAGCUGGUGACGCAUGUCACCAUGGAGCAUGUGGGGGGCCCCGAGCAGAACAACCACGUCUGCUACUGGGAGGAGUGCCCCCGCGAGGGCAAGUCCUUCAAGGCGAAGUACAAACUGGUCAACCACAUUCGAGUGCACACGGGCGAGAAGCCUUUCCCCUGUCCCUUCCCGGGCUGCGGGAAGAUCUUUGCCCGCUCCGAAAACCUCAAGAUCCACAAAAGGACCCACACAGGUGAGAAGCCUUUCAAGUGUGAAUUUGAAGGCUGUGACAGACGCUUUGCCAACAGCAGCGACCGCAAGAAACACAUGCAUGUGCACACCUCGGACAAGCCCUACAUCUGCAAAGUGUGUGACAAGUCCUACACGCACCCGAGCUCCUUGCGCAAGCACAUGAAGUGUUGUCCUGCUUGGUAUCCGGGACAGUCUCUAAUUCCUGACGAAGAACUUGAUACUGACGUUGGUAUGCAGCAGCCAUCCCUCCAUAACACUACCUAUCCUAAAUGCAGGGUUAAUGCCGAACCUACAGUGCAAGAAAUGAUUUACUGAUGAGGUUUCAAAGAAAACCACAUCAAUUUGGAUGUCUGUUACCUUGAAGUGAUCAUUUUAAGAAUAGUACCUUCUUCCGUAGGUAUAUAUAUAUAAAAAAGACUGUUUUCUCCUUUUGGUAUAUUUCAUUCCGUGUUGAGCUAUUGUUUGUGAAUUGAAAACAACAACAACAAAACACCUCUCCC
Erinaceus europaeus (western European hedgehog) is the source of this 2100-nucleotide messenger RNA. RefSeq names its product Zic family member 3 (gene ZIC3). The coding region runs from base 536 to 1915 and encodes 459 amino acids. Lineage: Eukaryota; Metazoa; Chordata; Mammalia; Eulipotyphla; Erinaceidae. Gene Ontology annotation, molecular function: RNA polymerase II cis-regulatory region sequence-specific DNA binding; DNA-binding transcription factor activity, RNA polymerase II-specific. The record is from RefSeq and is a predicted model, not a curated record. The transcript is spliced from 3 exons. Gene Ontology annotation, cellular component: nucleus. Gene Ontology annotation, biological process: regulation of transcription by RNA polymerase II; central nervous system development.